AUGAAUAUAAUUCAAUCUGAAACAUGUUUGCUUGCAUUCUUUCCAAUCUAUCAUUAUCGUCUUUAUGAUGAUCCAAUCGAUCGAUAUUUUGGUGAUCAAUUGGAUUUCUUUGAUCCAUGGCAUGAUUUAAAUACAGCACCAACAGCUGUUGUUAUUAUUCCAAAUACUUUUCUAUGGUUUCGUGUUCAACUUAAUGUAGCUAAAUUCAAUCCAGAAAUAAUUCAAACAAAAGUUGAAGGUCGAAAAGUAAUUGUCGAAGCUAAACAAGAAGAACGUCAACCUGAUGAUGAUUACAAUAUUCAAGAAUUACGAAAAUCAUAUGUAUUACCUGAACAUGCUUAUCCAAAUCAUUUAGCAUCAUAUGUAACACCAAAUACGAUAUUAGUUAUUGAGGUUCCAAUUCAUAAUCCUGAAGUAGAACGUCGAGUAGCUCAAGCAAAGAAUGAAAAUCAAAAUCUAAAUUUUCAACCACAAAUUGUUGAUAAAGGUGAUAAUAAAAAACAACUUGAAAUGUCUAUUGAAAUGAAACACUGUAAACCAGAACAAAUCAAAGUAUCAACAAAGAAUAAUGAAUUAAAUAUCAAAUGUGAACGUCGACAUAAAGAUGAUAAUAGUUGUGAACGAUCAUUCUAUUUCAAAUCAACAACAUUACCACCAGGUACACAAGUUGAACAACUUCAACCACAUUUAACUGAUGAUGGUCUAUUGAAAAUAGCAGCACCAUAUGUUGAACAACAACAAGAAGCUACAAAAUCUGGUGAACCAAAGGAAGCUACUACAAAACUUGUUGAAGAACAGAAAAAAUAA
Messenger RNA from Rotaria sp. Silwood1, 807 nucleotides. Lineage: Eukaryota; Metazoa; Rotifera; Eurotatoria; Philodinida; Philodinidae. The record is from the annotation of a GenBank genome assembly.